GGUGUGUCUUUUAAGUGUUUGGACUACACCGGUGACAAGCAGUCAGGCAGUCAGUCUUAGAGCAUGCGAUCAGUUAUCAGUUCUAAACAUGUAUUUGUAUUCUCUAUGCUUAUGAUCUAUUUUCUUACGCGCAUAUGACAGAAAAGUGGUGGUCGGAGCACGUCUCUGGAUCCGCUUUGCCGGAGGCGCUUGUAUUAAUCCUGCUGUAGGACUCCUUGCGGCCAGCACCAGCAGCAUGAACGAGUCACUUCAUGUUAUGUUUCUCAUGCUAGGGGCAGUGUAGAGUUGAUUUCUUGCGUUUCAAAGAAUGAAUAAAGGACAUUAACGAAGAAAAAAAUAGUUUCUCUAUUGUCCAUGCCUAACGUCAUGAAAAAAGUUACUUUGCUACAAAACGGAUAGUAAUAUAAUGGCAUAUGCUUUGCAUUAAGUCGCGUUCCCUUAUCAUUUGCUAAUAAUGCUUAAUGUUUUUUUUAUUCAAGGCAACGAAGAGUAGAUGCGCAAGAACCUGUUUUGUGGGGGAAUUGGAGCAAGUUUCGGGAAGGAAUGUGUAUCAAGACCGGAUUGCAUUAGACUGGGAAAUCCUUAGACUAGUCAUCUCUAUCGGGUCUGAAUGCUUUCUUCCACCCGGGGAACUUUGUCUUUGUGCUAGGAACAAACUAUUUUGAUAAUGUUUGAUCAUAUGUACAGCAUCACAUCACGCAAGGAUAACAACGAAUAGACAGACGCAUGUUUUUUCUUGGUGAAAACACAUUUUCGGAAUAAACCGAUUUCAAUGCUUCCGUGAUCCGAGGACUGAGGAGUUACAAGUUGCGAAGACCACAAGUUAUAUUGCAGUUUAAAGUAUUGAAGGAAAAGCUUGGAUAUCAAAGAAAACGUUUAGGCUAAGGGAACGUAAUGCUAUCAAUAGGAAUAUGGUACUGAUGUAGUGGGCAGUGGGUGCAUGGAAUAUGCUAGCAAUAUACCAAGUUUGCAAUUCAAAUUUGCAGUAAGAAUUCCAAUGGAAAUAGCCCAUGUUAAUUGUACGUGUUCAGGAAUUGAUCGUCACAGCCACUGAAAACCAUCUGGAAUUCGAUUUUACUGCUUUUAUAUACAGGCCUACUAAAAAGAUGGACAAGAUUCUUGGCAGAGUAUAGAAAACAACCCAGGACAGUUGUGUAAUUGAGUUGUAAACAUACCCAGCUUUAUACUGCACUGGUUGUUUUUUAAGAGAGUAGAUAUAGCACUAAGGUUAUUAUCAUGUUAUAGUGCAUGAGCACAUUCGAAAUUAGUAGUUUGUAUCAGUAUUAGUGUCAUUUGAUACUGUCCUUCUAGUCACUCUUUCGCUCCUUCUCUUAUUGAUUUGUUGGGUGACUAGAGUUGCGAUUAGAUGAAAUAGUAGAGCUAUGGUUCAGCAAUUCAGAGAUCACCUAUUUGCACAACAUGUGUUAAACAAGUUGUGCUCAAGGGUAGCAGGGUCACAAUGAUUUUAGACAGUGUGCAUAUGAUAGUCAGCUGAUUUGAUGUCAUCAGUGAGUCAGAAUGUCGAUGAAAGGCAAGGCACUCUUCACUUUCCAAAGUGAAAACAAAGAGGAGAUCAGCAUACAGGAGAAUGAAGAACUGGUUAUCUUUGACAAUAACUCUGUGGAUGGAUGGUUACAAGGGGAGAACAGUAAAGGACAGAAAGGUGUCUUCCCGGCCUCUUAUGUGGAAGUAAUCCGCCCUCGUUCCAACUCCAACCUGACAGACUGCUCCAUAAGCCCGGUGGGUUCUCCCGGCAAUGGCUCCUCAUAUUUCCCCUCUACAGCAAACGCGCCCUUUCACAUGCAACAGGGUUACUAUCACAAUGACGAUGAUGACUGGGAUGAUUGGGAUGACAGUUCCACAGUGGUGGACGACGAUGGCCCCAGUGGCACAAAUGGACAUUCCCAUCAGAGCCCCCACUCCAACAACCCCAAUGUCCAGUAUUGUGCCAAACCUUACAUGGAGAGUCAGGACAGCAUCUCCAGCUCGCGGAAGGGCAGUAUGGUAGGCAGGAACUUGAACCGAUUCUCCAGCUUUGUCCGCUCAGGGGUGGAAGCGUUUGUGUUGGGCGAUGUGCCCAUGAACGCUAAGAUAGCCGAGUCAUACACCAUUGCAAUGGGCCCCAAAGGGCCUCAAUGGAAAGAGAGCCCCACACCUUUCUCUUGCUCCAUCGAGGACCCCACCAAGCAGACCAAGUUCAAAGGCAUCAAAACCUACAUAUCUUACCGGGUGACCCCGAGCCACAAUGCGAGGCCUGUGUACCGGCGUUACAAGCACUUUGACUGGUUGUACAAUCGUCUACUGCACAAGUUCACCAUCAUCUCCGUACCCCACCUGCCCGAGAAACAGGCAACGGGGCGCUUCGGGGAAGAUUUCAUUGAGAAGCGCAAGAGGCGGCUGAUUCUCUGGAUGGACCACAUGACCAGCCAUCCGGUCCUGUCGCAGUACGAGGGCUUUGAGCACUUCCUGAUGUGUGCCGAUGACAAGCAGUGGAAGCUGGGAAAACGGCGGGCGGAGAAGGACGAGAUGAUGGGCGCCAACUUCAUGCUUACCUUCCAGAUCCCCAACGAGCACCAGGACCUGCAGGACGUGGAGGAACGUGUGGACUCCUUCAAGGCCUUCGCCAAGAAAAUGGACGACAGCGUCAUGCAGCUGACGCACGUGGCCUCGGAACUGGUGCGUAAGCACCUCGGAGGCUUCCGGAAGGAGUUCCAGCGUCUGGGGAACGCUUUCCAGAACGUCAGUCAGGCGUUCAUGCUGGACCCUCCCCACUGCUCGGAAGCCCUCAACACCGCCAUCUCCCACACGGGACGCACAUACCAGAACAUUGGUGAAAUGUUUGCCGAGCAACCUAAUUAUGACCUCUUCCACAUGCUGGACAAACUGUCGCUCUACCAGGGCCUACUCGCCAACUUCCCGGACAUCAUUCAUCUACAGAAAGGUGCGUUCGCCAAGGUCAAAGAGAGUCAGCGGAUGAGCGACGAAGGAAAGAUGGACCAGGACGAGACGGACGGAGUGCGUAAACGCUGCCGGACAGUGGGAUUUGCCCUGCAGGCCGAGAUUAACCACUUCCACCAGCGCCGCGAGGUGGACUUCAAGGAAAUGAUGCAGGCCUACCUCAAACAGCAGAUCGCCUUCUACCAGCGUGUGGGCCAACAGCUGGAGCGUACCCUGCACAUUUAUGACAACCUGUAGAGGCUGGGCCUGUCAUCAUUCCAAACGUUAUCCUUCUGAUCCAAAAUGGCCGCCCAGUUCAACAGGGCCUCCCCAGGGGUUGCCAAAAAUCCUAGUGGAAACAGAGACAUGGCUGUAGUUGGGAAAGUGUAUCACUUUGUUCUCUUUUUUUCAUGGUGGACCAUGAUAGUCACACAAACCCUGGCUUGAAAGAAGAGAGGUGUUGCUGCGGUUGCUGCCUUAGAAAGUUGACUUUCUGCUUAUUUUGGCCUGAAUAGACAGAAAGAGGGGAUGUACUUGAAGAGACUGGGGAAGCCAGUUUGUGCACUUCACGUAAUAGUCACUUUCCAGGCUGGAUUUCAAAGUCGAAAUUGUUGGUUGCAAGGGACUUACACCAUUGUAUUUUUCAUAAUUCCACCAAUUUUGCUAUGUUUUGACCAAAAUGUAAAUUUUUUAAUUGUAUAUGUUAGCAACCAAUCUUAAUGUGUUAAAUCAUUGGUGGCAUUUAAUCAUUCUUUGUAGAGGGUCAAAGAUAGGCAUGUGUAGCCUUAAUGCUUAGACAAUUCCCUGUAGAUGAUAGAAACUGAACUCCUUUAGUGUAAUGUAUGAUAGCCAUGUCAGAAUAAGGGCUCGACUGCUCAGGUGUUCAGUGCAAACAUGUUACAUUCAUGUAUUUUCUUGAAUUAGCUCUCCAGACAAGCCAAGUUCUAAGAGGCAGCAGCUGCACUAAGAUUAAGAUCAAGUCCUUAAGAUCCUGUCCUGUGGUCCCUGUCAGUGCCUUAAGGAACCAAGCAUUUUAGUGUGAUUUUCUAAACAAAUGUCUUCACCUGCCUGUUUUCCAUUUGAGGGGAAACAGGCCCUUGGACUCAGUAGUCGAGUUUGCACAGGGGCUUUGCUUGUUCUUUCUGUUGCAAAAAACAUUUGAAGUUGGAAGUACUUAAUGUAAGAGGUAUUGCAUGUUGGUUCCAACUUUAAAAGUAACAAUGGGAAAUGCUUUUGUCUGGAUAAGGAUAUUUCUGUGCAUCCGCCAGAAACUCUAAAUGGGAAGAUGGGAAACUCCUUUCAUUUCGUAUUACUUUAUUCCUCUUUCAUUUACAAAUCUCGUGACGUGACUAUGAGACAUGGCUGUAUCUAAGUGGUAUUGUAUUUAUCUGAGCCUGCUAGGUAGCUACAUUUAACUACUACAAACUAAUUUAAAUCACAAUAUAUAAAAGGUUAACUUACUUGUUUUUUGCUGUCCAUUGACAGCACAAGUGGAGCAUUUGACUUGCGAACUCAUCACCUGAUCAGCGUCUCGUCAACAAUAUUAAAAAUGUACUUCCGGGUCCCCAUGUAAUAGUAAAAAAGUGUCAAUAACCAUUCAUGAUAUACAGUGCCAGUCAAAAGUUUGGACACACCUACUCAUUCCAGAGUUUUUCUUUAUUUUUACACUUUCUUUUUACACUGUAGAAUAAUCGUGAGGACAUCAAACCUAUGAAAAUAACACAUGGAAUCAUGUAGUAACCAAAAAAGUGUACCCACCCUUUUCCUUGAUGACAGCUUUGCACACUCUUGGCAUUCUCUCAAACAGCUUCACCUGGAAUGCUUUUCCAACAGUCUUGAAGGAGUUCCCACAUAUGCUGAGCACUUGUUGGCUGCUUUAUUUCUUCACUCUGCGGUCCAACUCAUCCCAAACCAUCUCAAUUAGGUUGAGCUUGGGUGAUUGUGGAGGCCAGGUCAUCUGAUGCAGCACUCCAUCACUCUCCUUCUUGAUCAAAUAGCCCUUACAAAGCCUGGAGGUGUGUUGGGUCAUUGUCCUGUUGAAAAACAAAUGAUAGUCCCACUAAGCGCAAACAAGAUGGGAUGGCGUUUCGCUGCAUAAAACUGUGGUAGCCAUGCUGGUUAAGUGUGCCUUGAAUUCUAAAUAAAUCACAGUGUCACCAGCAAAGCACCCCGACACCAUCACACCUCCUUCUCCAUGGUUCACGUGGGAACCACACAUGCGGAGAUCAUUCGUUUACAUUCUCUGCGUCUCAGAAAGACUGUUGGAACCAAAAAUCUCAAAUUUGUACUCAUCAGACCAAAGGACAGAUUUCCAAUGGUCUAAUGUCCAUUGCUAAUGUUUCUUGGCCCAAGCAAGUCUCUUCUUCUUAUCGGUGUCCUUUAGUAGUGGUUUCUUUGCAGCAAUUAGACCAUGAAGGCCUGGUUCACGCAGUCUCCUCUGAACAGUUGAUGUUGAUGUGUCCGUUACUUGAACUCAGUGAAGCAUUUAUUUGGGCUGCAAUUUCUGAAGCUGGUAACUCUAAUGAACUUAUCCUCUGCAGCAGAGGUACUGUAACUCUGGGUCUUCCUUUCCUGUGGCGGUCCACAUGAGAGCCAGUUUCAUCAUAGUGCUUGAGGGUUUUUGCGACUGCACUUGAAGAAACUUUCAAAGUUCUUGAAAUGUUCCAUAUUGACUGACAUUCAUGUCCUAAAGUAAUGAUGGACUGUCGUUUCUUUUUGCUAAUUUGAGCUGUUCUUGCCAUAAUAGGUACUUGGUCUUUUACCAAAUGGGGCUAUCUUCUGUAUACCCCUAUUACCUUGUCACAACACAACCGAUUGUCUCAAACGCAUUAAGAAGGAAAACAUUUACUUUUAAGAAGGCACACCUUAAUUGAAAUGCAAUCCAGUUGACUAUCUCAUGAUGCUGGUUGACAGAGUGCCAAUAGUGUGCAAAGCUGUCAUCGAGGCAAAGGGUGGCUACUUUGAAGAAUCUAAAAUAUAUUUUGAUUUGUUUAACACUUUUUUGGUUACUACAUAAUUCCAAAUGUGUUAUUUCAUAGUUUUGAUGUCUUCAUUAUUAUUGAACAAUGUAGAAAAUAGUACAAAUACAGAAAAACCCUUGAAUGAGUAGGUGUGUCCAAACUUUUGACUGGUACUAUAUGAAAAAUAAUUGUCUAAACUUUAACAAUUAUUCCAAUUUGUUUAUAUUUAAGUGACAUCAAAUAAUUGCCCCCAAUGCAAAUCACUGUAUAUGAAAUACAUAUUGGCUUACAGCAAGAACUGUUCUGGGUGCCGCAGUAAAAGUAUGGUAGGGAAUACUCAGUAGGGUCUGUAGAAUGUAUAUAUGUUGUCAUUCCAUGGGGCUCUGAAUAAUACGGAGUGUUGCUGGCCUUUUACUCCACUUAUUCCAUUGGCUGCCGAAUGACAUCACAUGUACACUUACUACACUACAAAAAACCCUGUAGCCAAACUACAAUAAAGGGCAACUACACUCAAAAUCAAAGUUUUUUAUAUUUUCACAGAUCUCAAAAGUUAUCCCCUGAUGUGGUUUAUGCAUUGUUGUGAACACAGAAAAUCCCAUUUUGUUGUUUUGUCUUUUUAAAAAGUGUGAAAAAAAUGGGGUAAACCUGAAAAAAUGUGGUAAUAAGAAACCUGGAAAUACAAAACCAAGAAAACUGAGUUUUGGGAAAAAUAGAGGUAGGCAAAAAAUAUAAACAGAUUUUUAAAAGGCCCUACCAAUGUUUUCUGCAGUGCUUGACUGCACUUUAGAAUGUUUCAUCCUGCAGAACAGUAUUUUUGGGGAAGUUUAGGUCAGGUCCAAUAUUGACUAUGCACCCAAGAGGGAAAAAGGUUGUGCAGUUCUGGAAAUGUUUUUGUGAAAUCUAAUAUAAUACAUAAAAUGUAGCAGACACUUUUAUCCAAAGCGACUUACAGUCAUGCGUGAAUACAUUUUUACAUGUGGGUGGUCCCGGGAAUCAAACCCAAUAUCCUGGCGUUGCAAUUAUAAAACCUCAAUUUAAUAUUAUUUAUAAGGCCUUUAUUAAUCAGUGCUUAUGCCACCCUUUAUAAAGCAUAGGUUUAUAUCAUAUUUGACAUAGUGGGUUGUGGGUUAUACAUUUGACAUUGGUGGUUAUGUCACACAGUUAUGCCACAUUUAAGAACCCUUUAUAAAGCAUGACAUACGGUUGUAGAUGCUGUGUUUUUUUCUCCAUAUCUCACUCCCCAUGAGACACCCUCGGAGAGUGGGAUAUCCCAAAAAACACAUUUUCAAUUCACACAUGCGUAUAAUUCUAAAUUGUACAUGUGUGAAAUAGGACAUAUGUAAGCAUCCAUGUUAUUAUUUCCAUUCACCUCAAUUUGUCAGGACAGGAAACAAUCACCAAAAUAACAAUACUGUAAAUGAUUGGAUGAUGUCCUCUUUUUCCUGUAAUGCUUGAGACCAUAGUUCCAGUUAAUAAACAAAGACUGCUUUGAAUUACCUUCUCAGUAAACAACAAAUGUCUGACGCUG
Molecule: messenger RNA, 7425 nt
Organism: Salvelinus fontinalis (brook trout)
Lineage: Eukaryota; Metazoa; Chordata; Actinopteri; Salmoniformes; Salmonidae
Product: sorting nexin-33-like
Exons: 2
Coding region: 1519-3195 (558 amino acids)
Biological process (GO): endocytosis; plasma membrane tubulation; protein transport
Cellular component (GO): cytoplasmic vesicle; plasma membrane
Molecular function (GO): phosphatidylinositol binding; protein binding
Source: RefSeq, a predicted model, not a curated record